AGGCACAGAGUAAUAAAGCUAUAUUGAUUUAUUAUAAUAAAGUGACAACCAUGGGAUAUAUAACGUUUAUUAAGUAAAUAUAUUUGAAAAGUUUGUCAUUCUCAGUAAUUGUUCUUGAAGUGAACAUCAAAGCGUUAAUUUUUGGUUGACUACGGUCAUAUAUACACACUACCAUCUUUGCAGAUCAGCGUAUUGCAUGUAAGCAUCACUCUAUAUAAGGUUUUGAUUUUCAGAGGAAAUAUAUUUAGCCGUGAUCGUGAAAGUGACAGCAACAUCAGAACUAACGAUGGGUGACUCCAUAUUUCAAUAUUUUACAGAAAUCAUUAAUGUUCAGUGCUUUUUAAUCGGAUUAGUUACUCUUCUCAUCGCACGAUGGUUUAUGACACGAUCAAAACGCACCUACAAUCUACCUCCGGGUCCAACAUCUUUUCCAAUAAUUGGAAAUUUACCUCAGAUGAUUACAGUCACAGAUCUUAGUGAGAAAAUGAAAGAUCUUCGAGAACAAUACGGAGGCAUUUUCAAAAUCGAUGUCGGUUUUGACACUAUGAUAAUGGUAUGUAAAACUGAAUGGAUUUUGGAAGGAUUGGUCAAGAAAGGAGAUCAACUAAAGGGAAGGUCCUAUUGGUUCUACCUUUUUGAUAAAGUAUUUCGAAAGAAAGGCAUAUUCUUUGGCAUUGGAAAAGAAUGGAAAGAUGUAAAGAAGUUUACCCUUUCAGCGUUCCGGGAUUUAGGAGUGGGCAAGAGAAAUCUAGAAGAACAGAUAUAUUUGGAAAUUCAGGAAUUGGGUAAAGUUUUUGACUCCUAUAAUGGUAAACCGUUCUCCUUGAAAAAACCGCUGGCACAGUUCGCGUUGAGUAUUAUACACCAUAUAAUAUUUGGUGAAAGGGUCAAAGUUGGUGAAACAGAGUUUCAGAAAAUCCUUGAUGACUUUGCAUUCUUCUUCAAGAAUGUUAGUGCAUUUGUACCAGAGAAUUUCCUUCCAUCCCUGCGAUUUCUUCGAUGGAAAUCUCCUGUAGGACGGAUUAUCCAGAACGACGAAAGCGCCCGAAGUUACGUAAAAAAUAAAAUCAUAGAACAUAAAGAAACGUUUGAUGCUGAAAACAUAAGAGAUUUCAUUGAUAUGUAUUUGCUGACGCUUGAGAAGGAACCAAACAGUGAAACGUUAACUGGCUCAAACAUGCUCCGUGCGAUCCUCGAUAUGUUUACGGGAGGAACCGACACAGUUGCAUUAUAUCUUACCUGGGCCUUUCUCUAUAUGGCCAAAUAUCCUGAUAUGCAGAACAGGUGUCGGGAAGAAAUCAAACAAAUCACAAAUAUGAGCAGGCCUGUCACAAUGGAAGACAAACGAAGCAUGACAUACGUUGCAGCGACUCUUUUGGAGGUCCACAGAAUUGCUCCCAUUGCUCCAAUAAGUGCUCCACAUGUCGCCGAAGUAGACACAACUCUAGGAGGUUAUGAUGUCCCCAAAAAUACUGCUGUUUCGUUCAUAUUAAAAGAUGCUCUUCAUGACCCAAACCAUUGGGAUAAUCCGGAGGAAUUUCGCCCCGAAAGAUGGAUUAACGAAAAUAAUGAGAUAAAGAAAAAAGAGGCUUUUGUUCCUUUCUCAUUGGGUCCAAGAAUAUGUGCAGGAAUGUCAUUAACCCAUUUUGAAACCUUCAUAGCCUUUACAAAUAUCUUACAAAAAUAUAAGAUGGAAAAACCUGACGAAACGCCAAUGACAAUGGAAGGCAUACAAACAGGAAUUACUUAUAUUCCAGUGAGCGAUAAUAUCCGUGUUGUACCACUUUGAAGUACAUCGUUCAUACGUGUCUGAAGGUACCUCUUUAAACUACACUGGAUAUACCUGAGGAAGAAUAUCUUUUUUCAUCAGCUGAAUACUUUUUUCAUUGGUAUUUCUCCGAUGUACGCAAAUCUUACUUGAACAAUGAUAAUACUUUGACGUGCAUAUUAAUAUAUGUUUGAUAAUAUUUGUGUGUUAAUAUCUACAGAAGUGUCAUAUAAUAUUUAGAUCAUAGAAACAGACGGACCAGUAGAACCAUGACUGAUAUAGUGUCUAACUUUGUCAUUAAAGGUCUUGCAUUGUAAUUCAUAUAUCAUUUAUCUCUCUCUAUAUGUUAUAUAUCAUUUAUCUAUCUAAAUGUUUUUUUUAUGGUCAUCUAAUCAUCUUAUAAUUGAUAGAAUGUAAAUCGAAAAUAAUAAACUUGUUGCAAUCAUAA
This is a messenger RNA of Octopus sinensis (East Asian common octopus), 2216 nucleotides long. Its product is annotated as cytochrome P450 2B10-like. The record is from RefSeq and is a predicted model, not a curated record. Bases 287 to 1789 code for a protein of 500 amino acids. Gene Ontology annotation, molecular function: oxidoreductase activity, acting on paired donors, with incorporation or reduction of molecular oxygen, reduced flavin or flavoprotein as one donor, and incorporation of one atom of oxygen; heme binding; iron ion binding. The transcript has 8 exons. Gene Ontology annotation, biological process: xenobiotic metabolic process. NCBI's taxonomy places the organism in Eukaryota, Metazoa, Mollusca, Cephalopoda, Octopoda, Octopodidae. Gene Ontology annotation, cellular component: intracellular membrane-bounded organelle; cytoplasm.